AUGGUAUAUAUGAAUUUGGUUGCAUUAGCACCCUUAUUAUUUUCUGUUGAAGCAUUUGUGCUUCCAGAUAUGUUUCAACAAGAAUUUGCUACUCCUGAAUUACAACAAUUCUUUGAAGGUAAAGAUGAAUUAACUCGUGAAGUUCUAAAAGAUUCUUCAGCUGUUAAUUAUUGGAAACCACAUGUUCCAUAUUUUUUGAAACCAUUAGUUGAAACUGAAAAAUUACAAAAAAAGAUUCAACUUGAUGAUUUAAAUGCUACAGCUCAAGACUUAUAUGAUUUAGCUAAAAAAUCUCAUAAAAAAUAUGGUCAUCCAACUCGUGUUAUCGGUUCUCCAGGUCAUUGGGCUACCAUUGAUUAUAUUUUAGAAGCAUUAGAUGGUAUGUCAGAUUAUUAUAAUUAUACUUUACAAGAAUUUGACGCUUUAUCAGGUAAAAUUAAUUCUUUUAAUUUAACUGAUGCUAAGACAGGUGUUAGUUUCCCAAAUUCUACUGCUUUUUCAUUAUCUCCAUCAGUCAAACCAUUCACUGGUGAGUUAAUUGAAAUUCCAAAUUUAGGUUGUAAUGAAGCUGAUUAUAAAUCUUUAGAAAUUUUCAAUAAAGAUCAAUCUGAAGAUAAUAGUGUUAAAAAGAUUGCUUUAAUUGAAAGAGGUAAAUGUCCAUUUGGUAUUAAGAGUGAUCUUGCUGGUAAACAUGGUUUCCAUGCUGCUGUUAUUUAUGAUAAUGAACCUGAAAAUGGUGGUGAGGGACUUCAUGGUACAUUAGGUGAACCAAGAAAUCACACAAUUUCAACAAUUGGUGUAUCUUAUGAUGUCGGUGUCUUAUUAGUUACAAAUAUUGAAGUCUCAAAACAUUAUUUUGUUAAAUUUGAAAUGGAUUCUACUGUAAGUAAGAUUAAAACUAAAAAUGUUAUUGCUGAUACUAAACAUGGUGAUCCAGAAAAUAUCGUUGCUCUUGGUGCCCAUUCUGAUUCCGUCGAAGAAGGACCAGGUAUUAAUGAUGAUGGUUCUGGUACAAUUUCUUUAUUAACUGUCGCUAAACAAUUAACACAUUUUAAAAUUAAUAAUAAAGUCCGUUUUGCCUGGUGGUCAGCUGAAGAAGAAGGCCUACUAGGUUCAAAUUAUUAUGCUUAUAAUUUAACUAAAGAAGAAAAUCAUAAAAUUAGAGUCUUUAUGGAUUAUGAUAUGAUGGCAUCACCAAAUUAUGAAUAUGAAAUUUAUGAUGCAAAUAAUAAAGAUCAUCCAAAUGGUUCAGAAGAAUUGAAGAAAUUAUACAUUGAUUUUUAUAAACAUCACAAAUUAAAUUAUACAUUAAUUCCAUUUGAUGGUAGAUCAGAUUAUGUUGGUUUUAUUGAAAAUGGUAUCCCAGCUGGUGGUAUUGCUGCAGGUGCUGAAAAAGAUAAUGUUUGGAAUGGUAAAGUAUUAGAUAAAUGUUAUCAUCAAUUAUGUGAUGAUGUUAGUAAUUUAGCUUGGGAUGCAUUUUUAAUUAAUACUAAAUUAAUCGCACAUUCUGUUGCAACUUAUGCUAAUUCAUUUGAAGGAUUCCCAUUAAGAGAUGUUAAUGCUACUGCUGAUAUUACAACCACUAGUACGAACGAUGUUUACAACGAAGUACCAGUACCUCAAUUUAAGUACGCUGCAGACUACUUGGUCUACUAA
Maudiozyma saulgeensis is the source of this 1656-nucleotide messenger RNA. NCBI's taxonomy places the organism in Eukaryota, Fungi, Ascomycota, Saccharomycetes, Saccharomycetales, Saccharomycetaceae. The record is from the annotation of a GenBank genome assembly.